CGCGGCUCGAACUUCGGGCGAACUGGUAGGAAAAGCCGACGUGACACGACGUCGAGAGACGCGACGGCAAACGACGUGGAGUGAUCGCGCGUCUCCGUGUGCUCGUGCGUUUUUCGAUGGUUUUGUGUUUCAUUGUGCAUCGCACAUCUCACACGGCGCUGCGAAGAAUUUCGCGCCACCAUCGUACCCGGAUCGUCGUACUGACGCGCGAUCCAGCGUCCCGUACCGAGAUACUCCGGUGAGCGGAGUGUAUUCGUAAGCGGUGAUACGGUGAAGCGGCUGCCUGACACAUCGCGAUCUCUCGAGCGUAUCGAGUCGCCGUGGGUGAAAGAGCGAAAGGAAGAGCGAGAGCGACUGCGACGGCAGUGUGGAAUAGGAAAGGUGAUACGGGAGGAUUCGCCGCGACGUGAAGGAGACACAAGGGACCACUGACGUGUGCGGGCGGUGUAUCGAAAAGAGAAAGAGAGAAAGCGCGCGCGCGCGCUACCAAGAAAUACAGCGUACCAAUCGAAUAAAUAACGGCGGCAGCGUAACCGCGCGGCCACCGGCAUUCAACGACGUUCAUUCAAGAAUGCAUUAAUUACACGCGGUCGACAGUUAACCAACCGUGCGUUGUGGGUCUUGUCCCUGUGACGUGUUUGCGGAGGGAUUCUCGAGAGAGAAGAGAGAGAGAGAGAGAAAGAAAGAGAGCGUAUACAACGGCCGAGCCGGGCUAACGGCAAGUCGUGAUGCUGAAGUUCAUUAGGGGGAAGGGCCAGCAGCCUACGGCCGAGCGGCAGAGGUUGCAGAAGGACCUCUUCGCUUUUCGAAAGACGGUGCAGCAUGGUUUCCCGAACAAGCCGACCGCUCUCGCCUGGGAUCCGAGUCUGCGGCUGAUGAUCAUCGGCACGGCAUCCGGCGCCAUCAAGGUUUUUGGAAGGCCAGGCGUGGAAUUUUACGGGCAACAUUCUGUCGAAAGCGGUGAGAAUGCCGUCACGAAGAUCGUCGCACUGCCGAACGAGGGUCGCGUGGUGUCCUUGUGCGACGACAAUUCGCUGCAUUUAUGGGAAAUCAAUGAAAGUUCCGUGGUGGAAACAAAGUCGCUGUCGUUGGAGGGCAAAUUGAAGAAGAUCUCGGCGAUGUGUCUCGAAUCUAGCGGGGAACAUCUGUUGCUGGGAACGGAAGGCGGCAAUAUUUAUUUGCUAAAUCUGAAAACUUUCGUCAUGCCGGACAAUAUUAUCUAUCAGGAUGUGGUGAUGCAAAACGUUCCAGAAGAUUACAAGAAAAAUCCAGGAGCCGUUGAAGCCAUCGCUGAACAGCCAGGACAUCCGGAUAACAUUUUGAUCGGUUAUAAUCGAGGUUUGAUGGUGCUGUGGAAUAAAGCCACUCCGGGAGCUCAACAGCUGAUGGGUUUGUUUUCGCGUGCGCAGACAUUCGUCUCCACGCAACAGCUGGAAUCGGUCCACUGGAUCUCCGAGAAUCGCUUUGUCUCGUCACACAACGAUGGUUCCUAUUCAUUUUGGAGCCCGGGCAGCGACGCCGUGCCGGAGCCGACGACGCUUUACGGACCGUUCCCAUGCAAGGCCGUGAGCAAGAUCCUCGUGUAUCCCACCGCAGAACAAGGCGAGCUUGUUCUAUUCUCCGGCGGUAUGCAACGCGCCAGCUACGGAGACCGGCACACAAUCACCGUCAUGACCAAGAAUAAACAUUUAGUCUUCGAUUUCACCUCUAAGGUCAUCGACUUUUUCACCGUGUUUCCUAAAGAGGAAGAGGAGAACAAUGAGAACCCUAUCGGCCCGGAAGUACUCAUAGUGUUAGCCGAAGAAGAAGUGGUAGCUAUCGAUUUGACCAAUCCCGAUUGGAAGAUGAUGCCUCUGCCCUAUUUAGUAUCACUUCAUGCGAGUGCGGUCACAUGUUCUCAACAUGUGCCCAGUGUUCCCGAAGAACUUUGGGAGGCAAUUGUAGAAGCCGGCAAAGCCCAAACGGAGCAUCUUUAUUCGGACAAGCCGUGGCCUAUUGACGGUGGCAAUAUUCUUUGCCAGAAACCGGCAAACCCCGACAAACCCAAGAGCAGAGAACUGCUGCUCACCGGGCACGAGGAUGGCACCGUGAGAUUCUGGAACGCGUCCGACGUUGCUCUUACAUCUUUGUACAAAUAUAAUUCGUCGAUUCUGUUCACCGGCGAGCAUCUGGACGUUCUCGAGCAGCCACCCGAGGACGAUGAGGACGAGUGGCCGCCAUUCAAGAAGGUGGGAAUCUUUGAUCCGUACUCUGACGAUCCGCGACUUGCCGUGAAGAAGGUUCUGCUUUGCCCGUUGUCGUCCACUCUAGUGAUCGCUGGUACAGCUGGUCACGUUAUCACUGCCAUCAUCUCUUCGGAACCGGUUAAUAAAGAAAUAAAGGCCGUUACGAUGAACAUCGUCAACGAUCGCGAUGGAUUUGUGUGGAAGGGCCACGAUCAUCUGCCGCCAAGAACGACGAGUAUAUCGUUCGCGGCCGGAUUUCAACCGCAGAGCCUCCUUCAGCUGUAUCCACCGGCCGCUGCCACGGCGUUAGCGUUGCACAGCGAAUGGGGACUGCUCGCCGCCGGCACAGCGCAUGGACUCGCGGUCUUCGAUUACACUAGAGCGAAGGCCGUUAGCGUCAAAUGUACGCUCAAUCCAAACGAUCUUUCCGGUUCCGGCGACACGCCCAUCUCUCGGCGAAAGUCGUUCAAGAAAUCUCUUAGGGAAUCUUUUAGGAGAUUGAGAAAGGGACGCUCGCAACGUCGAACAAACGCCAGUAGUCCUACGCGAAAUACCGCACCUGAAAAGAAGAAAGAGAAUCCCAGUGUUGCUUCUUCACCGAGUGGCGAUUUAUCACCGCCGGUGGAAUUGAAACCAGUGGAAAGACAGGUCGAAGCGAGACCUGUGGACGACGCUUUAGGAUCUAUGGUUCGAUGCUUAUACUUCGCCAGAAGUUACAUUAUUAGCCUACAAAACACAACACCUACACUUUGGGCGGGCACCAACAACGGCACAGUUUACGUCUUCACGCUGGCUGUACCGGCCGGCGUAAGAAGAACGGAAGAAGAUGUCAACUGCACACUGGGCAAGGAGAUACAACUGAAGCAUCGAGCGCCUGUGAUCGCGAUCACAAUUUUAGACGGAUCCAGUGUGCCACUGCCAGAACCCUACGAAGCCGAGAAGGGCGUGACACCCGGGCCUGACAUGACUUCCCCGCACAGAGUUGUAAUCGCCAGCGAGGAACAGUUUAAAAUUUUCAAUCUUCCGUCCCUGAAGCCGUACUGCAAAUACAAAUUGACCGCUCACGAGGGAUCCAGAGUGCGCAAAACGGGCUUCGCCAAGUUCUCGUGUUCGAUCGAGCCGGCGGGUGUUCACGAAGAAACUUGCUUGCUCUGUCUGACGAAUCUUGGUGAUUGUUUAGUGCUGAGUAUACCGGAACUGAGGAGACAGUUGAACGCUGCUGCAAUCAAAAGGGAGGACAUUAACGGUAUUUCUUCCUUAACGUUUACGAAAGCCGGAGAAGCGCUAUAUCUUCACUCGAGUUCGGAACUCCAACGAAUUUCUCUAUCAGCCGCGAAAAUGACGAAGGCGCAUUGCGCGCUCAAUUUACCGCCGCACGCCAGAACAUACACGGAAAAUUCUAACGAGGUCGCGCAGGAGCAAGGUAUUGUGGAAGGCGCGCCCGAAACCGAAGGAGAGACACAGGGAAGUCAGACACCGACAGCGGCAAACAGAAUUAUCACGGAAAACGGUGUAGUAAAUGCCACUGGCGAAGAAGAGUCUCCAAAGGAGCCGUCGCUGCAACCGGCUACGAGUAGUAUAGACGUAAACGGGGAAGAUGAUCGUCAGGAUUUAAGUUCUAUCGGCGACAUUACGAUCGACAGUGUUAAAGAUCAUUUGCUUAACAGUUCACUUUUUAGAAACGCGACGUCUUCCGAAGAUCUCCACAAUCGUUUGGCAGGAUUGAAAAUGGAGGUGACUUCACGAACUUCCGAGAUAUCCACGCAAAAUCAAUCGUUGGUGGUGAAAACGACCACUGUGGUUACACAAACUACGAAUAGCACGACUGCAAACGGUGAAGUCGAAACGAAUCAAGCGAACGAAACGCAGCACGUAAACAGCACUACGGUAGAGCGAGAGAUACUCAGCGGUAUCGAGACAACAACGACACACGCUACAAUCACUCUUCCCCCGAACGUCGAGAUUAGUGCCGCGGAUUUGGCUAACUUGGAAGUCACCACGACUACAGUGACCACUACUACAGAAAGAUCCAAGGCGCCGUUGGCUAGACCAGAAGAGGUCGGUUCGUAGGCCUGUUUCCAUAUCGUUUCUCCAUGCUGUCCAUGCAUCGAUUACGAGCUCUGUAUAUACGGAGCCGUUAAUAAUUAGUUACUUUUACUUAUUAGAUAAACGUGUACACAGCGGCGAUAUAGCUAGGAUUUAUAUAUCGUAGAUUUUUUAAGAAAUCUAGAUUUCUAUAUGCAACAUUUUUUAGCAUUAAUCACACGAGCGACAAGUGAUUAAUUUUUAACAUGAUCCUUACGCAUUUUAUCGACAUUUAUCAUUCGAUUCUAUCUGAAAGUAUUUCGCACGAAUAACUUUUGGAAUUGGCAGAGAAUCAAUGAUUUUUAACGAAAAAAUAGGCCUACAAAGUACUUUAUUUAUUACAUAAAGAUAUAAAUUUUAAUUGCGAUUUUCUUUAUACAAAAUUUUUAAGAUUUUAAUUAUUAAUUAUUAAUUCAUAAAUUGAAAUAAGGAACUUCAAGCAAAAGUACCGCAUUAAAACAUUGUUUUAUAAUGAGCUUAACAGAUUUUUACCACAAGGAUUGAUUUAUCAUUUUAUACGGUCGAGUUUAAUGUUUGUUAAUUUAAUGACCAGCCUGGUGCAUGUCAGUAUAAUCGUAGAUUUUUAAAAAGAUUAUAGUGUUUACUAAGAAAUAGGAACGAUAAUGAUCAAACAUCACAAAUUGUGAACUAUGGCAGCCUUAAAACUGUUACUUUAUAUAUUUUUAAUUAUUAAAGACACGCGACUUAAGCCAUCUGCAGUAUUUGAGGUGUUUCGAGCGUUUCGUGAGUGUUUCGCGGACGGAAGUGCAGCCUGUGGUGCGAUAUAGAGAUGCUUUGAGCAACAAAAAACAUAGCUACUUAAGUAGAAUUAUAUAUUUUACGAACAAGAAUAAGGAGAUUAAGUGGCAAAUUUAAUGAAGGAAUGUCUGUCGGAUGGCCAUGACAGGGAGAACGCGUUGAAAAUAUAUUUUUUAUCAAUGUUGCUUAAUCGUUAAGUUUCCUCUCUCUUCGCUUUAUCGAAGAAUGGCAUAACCGAAUUUUCGAAAAGAUCCUCGAAUACUCGGAAACGUUUGACUACAAUACCGACAUAGUUACUUUAUUGUUGCAUUUAUUUGCAAUCUUUUUUUUUUAGACAGGAUAAUUGCAUGGAUAGUCUAGCGACGGACGAUUGCUACAAAAUGUGUUUCUACUUUAGGAAAUGAUACUUUAGGAAUUCUUAUGAAUAUAUUGCUGCGUAUAUCGUUUUUACAUCGCACUGUCAGUAAGACUAAUAUUAACAAAAAAAACUUGUUUUUUUGGAAAAAAUUUUAAAAGUUUAUUGUUUUUUAAGUAAAUCACAAUAAAUGGAAACUGCUUUUAUGUUUUUCUAUAAAAAAAAGUUUUUUUUUACAUUUAUAGUAGUAAAAAUAAUUAUGAGAAUAAUG
Molecule: messenger RNA, 5695 nt
Organism: Linepithema humile (Argentine ant)
Lineage: Eukaryota; Metazoa; Arthropoda; Insecta; Hymenoptera; Formicidae
Gene: l(2)gl
Product: LLGL domain-containing protein l(2)gl
Biological process (GO): regulation of establishment or maintenance of cell polarity; establishment of spindle orientation; regulation of protein secretion
Cellular component (GO): plasma membrane; cortical actin cytoskeleton; cytoplasm
Molecular function (GO): myosin II binding; syntaxin binding; GTPase activator activity
Source: RefSeq, a predicted model, not a curated record